AACAACUUCCAACGAGUACAGCAGACACCCCACGAUCCCCACUGCUGAUUCAUCUGGAUUUUCGACAAAGUCGAUCAUCUUAUUCACCACACCACAUUCUGGUGUGAAGAAUUGGACUGCCACUGGGAACAUCUUUCUGUUGCCUUUGUUGGAGGCAUCUGUCUGGAUGGAGAAAGGAGAUUUUUUUGGCAACCUUGGAGUCUGGCAAAAUCUUUGAGCACAUCGUGUGAACAGUUAGCUAUUCGCUUGAGGACAUCUAUGGCAAAUAUGAUUUAAGUGUCAAGGCCCUGGAUUCCCUGUCCUUCCACAUGGUAUGAGGUAAUUGUGCUAGAGGGUAUAAAACACUGCUACAUGUAGGGUAAAUGGGUGAGUCUUAAAAUAUCUCAUCGAUGGUGUAUCCCAACACAAGGUAACGUACAUUUAAGAGUCAUUGCACUUUUACACUGUAUUUGUCUCUACUAAUAUUUUAAUAUUGUGUAACCUUCUUACUUACUAGCAGGUAUACUAUUAUCAGUCUAUCUGUAAAGAACACAGUGAUUGAGUUAGAAAAUGAAAUGCUUUUGUAACCCUUUUAUUUUCUUCACAGAUAUGAUCUUUAGUGACAAUGCAUCAACAGUGACAUGGUUUACUCUUUCUGGGUUUGAUGAGAUGAUGGAACACAGAGCCACAUUCUUUUCUCUUAGUUUACUGUGUUACUGUGUGAUUAUACUAGUAAAUGUUGCCCUCAUUUUGACGAUAGUCCUGGAUGAAAACCUCCAUGAGCCCAUGUACAUCUUCCUGUGUAACUUGUGCAUCAGUGGACUUUUUGGCACAACAGGAUUCUACCCCAAGUUCCUCCUAGAUCUACUGUCUGAUCCGCAAGUUGUCUCUUAUGCAGGAUGUUUGAUCCAAACUUUUGUCAUUUAUUCUUCUGCCUGUGGAGAUUUUGUAAUUCUAGCAGUGAUGGCAUAUGACAGGUAUGUGGCAAUCUGUAGACCACUGGAGUAUCACUCUGUUAUGACCAGGCAGAGGGUCGCUUGGUUAGUGUCUUAUCCUUGGUUCUCUACAUUCUGUUUAAUAACUGUUCUCACAAUUUUAACAAGUAAACUGAGGUUAUGUGGAUCACAUAUAGAGAAGCUCUAUUGUGCAAACUGGUCUAUUGUUAAACUCUCUUGCACUUCAACCACAGUAAACAACAUAUCGGGUUAUAUUGGCAUUCUGUUCUAUACUGGGCAUAUAACAUUCAUUGUGUGUUCUUAUGUAUAUCUUAUCAGGUCAUGUUUGAAGUCUAUUGAGGACAGAGGGAAGUUUAUGCAGACCUGCAUGCCACAUUUGUUGUCAUUAAUUAAUGUAGCAGGUGCUCUGUUGUUUGAGGUUUUCUACAGUAGAUAUGGUUCAACAGAUGUGUCACAAAACUUUCAGAAUUUCAUGGCAGUACAAUUUUUAGUUAUUCCUCCAAUUUUAAACCCACUUAUUUAUGGUCUUAAACUGAGGCGUAUUAGAAACCGAAUUUUCUGCACAACAAGUAAAAGAAAGAAAUCUUUAAAGUAAAGACAACAAUUGUAGGUUUUGGUGAGAUUAGUAAUUUACUGUGCGAUUACACUUGCAAAUGUUGCUCUCAUUUUGACGAUAGUCCUGAAUGAAAACCUCCACGAGCCCUUGUACAUCUUCCUGUGUAACUUGUGCAUCAGUUGGUACUGCAGGAUUCUACCCCAAGUUCCUACUAGAUACUGUCUCAUCGUCAGGUCAUUUCUUGUGCGGGGUGUUUCAUUCAAGCUUUUGAAAUAUAUUCUUCAGCAUGUGGUGACUUUUUUAGUCUCUCAGUGAUGGCAUAUGACAGGUAUGUGGCAAUCUGUAGACCACUGGAGUAUCACUCUAUCAUGACUAAAUAUAAGGUCACUCAGUUAGCCUGUUACCCAUGUUUUAUCAAUUACUCUUUCUUCACUGUCUCUUUUAGAAUGACCAGUACCCUGAAGCUAUGUGGAGCAUAUAUAGAAGACUAUACUGUUCAAACUGGUCUAUAGUUUAGCUUUCUUGCACUUCAACCAUCCCAAAUGACAUAACUGUAUG
Messenger RNA from Hypomesus transpacificus, 2049 nucleotides. RefSeq names its product olfactory receptor 1D2-like. Gene Ontology annotation, cellular component: membrane. The coding region runs from base 550 to 1530 and encodes 326 amino acids. The record is from RefSeq and is a predicted model, not a curated record. Lineage: Eukaryota; Metazoa; Chordata; Actinopteri; Osmeriformes; Osmeridae. The transcript is spliced from 4 exons. Gene Ontology annotation, biological process: G protein-coupled receptor signaling pathway. Gene Ontology annotation, molecular function: olfactory receptor activity; G protein-coupled receptor activity.